AUGCUGGCCAUGGCGAGGCCGGUGAACCAGUGGCCGCGUACUGUGAAGUCCAUGGAGAAGCUAACGCCCCUGAAGGACCUAUCACCGCCAGAGGCACCUGUAGAAGCACCGCAGGAGGAGGCGCCGGAGGAGAAGGUCCUGGCCUUCGACGAGAUGAUCAAGCCCAGGGUUUUGACCCGCUCCAGCAGUGUCGGCAGCCUCCCCAGCGUGCAGAUGAGCGUCCAAACGGGCGCCAGCCGAGGCUCUUACGGGCCGCUCAGGCGGGACAUGCCGGUGCCUCCAGCCCUGGGGCCCGAGAGCUUCCAGCGCCGCGCGCGGCGCACGGAGGCCACGGUGGCGCUGCGGCAGCUCAAGGACAAGAUCCGGAACCCCUUGGGCUUUGAGGAGAAGCGCCUGCAGCUGGGGGAGUUGGCCUUGAGGGAUCUCCGUGCUGACAUCUCCCACAUGCUGCGGAGGCCUACGGGAAAACUGGAGGACAAAGAGCCGGUCAGUGUGGACGAUGUGUUCGGAAGCCAGCCUCCCCGAAAAGGCAAGAAAACGGAGGUGGGGCCAGAAAGCCGCCCAUCCUCGAGAGAUGAGACAUCGCCGGUGACCAGCACUUCCCUCACCUCCCCCUCCGUAAAGUCGCUGAAGAAGGGGGCCUCCAGGCUGCGGGAAGGCGUCAGCUUCGAGUUGCUCCCGAGUGAGGAGGACACGUGA
Molecule: messenger RNA, 699 nt
Organism: Effrenium voratum
Lineage: Eukaryota; Dinophyceae; Suessiales; Symbiodiniaceae
Source: the annotation of a GenBank genome assembly